Molecule: messenger RNA, 1100 nt
Organism: Cololabis saira (Pacific saury)
Lineage: Eukaryota; Metazoa; Chordata; Actinopteri; Beloniformes; Belonidae
Product: protein SET
Exons: 8
Coding region: 162-980 (272 amino acids)
Biological process (GO): nucleosome assembly
Cellular component (GO): chromatin; nucleus
Molecular function (GO): chromatin binding; histone binding
Source: RefSeq, a predicted model, not a curated record
CGUCAUCGCUCAGCGGCAGCUACAUUGUGUGCAGACGGCAGCACGUUGUCGGCUCGUCCUGGCGUAACUUCCCCAGCAGAUAAGCGCCUUCUUUUUGCCGUUCAAGGAGAUUUAAUCAUUUAAAUCCCACCGGCGAUUUUUUCCCCAACAGCUUGUCAAACAUGUCUGCCUCGGCGGCAAAAGUGAGUAAAAAGGAGCUGAACUCGAACCAUGACGGCGCGGACGAGACCUCGGAGAAAGAGCAGCAAGAGGCUAUUGAACACAUCGAUGAAGUUCAAAAUGAAAUCGACAGGUUGAAUGAGCAAGCCAGUGAGGAAAUCCUAAAAGUAGAACAGAAAUACAACAAACUCCGUCAGCCGUUCUUUCAGAAGAGGUCGGAACUGAUCGCCAAAAUCCCCAACUUCUGGGUCACCACAUUUGUCAACCAUCCACAAGUAUCUGCCCUACUGGGAGAGGAAGAUGAAGAAGCACUUCAUUACCUGAGCAGAGUGGAGGUCACAGAGUUCGAAGAUAUUAAAUCGGGGUAUCGACUAGAUUUUUAUUUUGAUGAAAACCCAUACUUCGAAAACAAAGUCCUUUCCAAAGAGUUCCAUCUGAAUGAGAGCGGAGACCCAUCUUCAAAAUCAACAGAAAUCAAAUGGAAAUCAGGAAAGGACCUGACUAAGCGCUCCAGCCAGACACAGAAUAAAGCAGGAAGGAAGAGGCAACAUGAAGAACCAGAGAGUUUCUUCACUUGGUUUACUGAUCAUGCCGAUGCUGGCGCCGAUGAGCUUGGAGAGGUCAUCAAGGAUGACAUCUGGCCAAACCCCCUGCAGUACUACUUGGUUCCUGACAUGGAUGAUGAAGAGGGUGAAGGUGAGGAAGAUGAAGAGGAUGAGGAAGGACUGGAGGACAUAGAUGAGGAAGGAGAUGAAGACGGAGAAGAUGAUGAAGAAGAUGAUGGAGAAGAUGGCGAGGACGAUGAAGGAGAAGAUGACUAAGAAACAUCACCUACCAAGACCCUCAACCUUCUAUUGUGUUUUUUUUUCUAUCUUCCUUUUUUCUCCUUCAGUCAUGUUCGGGAGCAAAGUUUGUAAAAUUGUUUUUUUUUUUUUUUUUUU